AUGGCCGGUACCUCAGAUCCCUCUUCUGCUAACCUCGAUAUGUCCAACAGUUCAGUUAAUAAUGAAACCAUUGAAAAUAGUAUGUUUAAAAAAAUGUUUGAUGAAUAUAGAGCUAAAGACGAACAAAUUAGCAGAUUAACUGUGGAAAUAGAAGAGUUAAAAAGAGAAAAUUUAAAAUUAAAAGCACAACAAUCGGUGAAAAUGCCAGAACAAUCAAUAAAUAUCCGUAAUUGUGAUCCGAAACAAAAAGCUCAAGAACUUAAAAAUGCAUUAAAUAAAGUUCAUCCAAAUCGCCCUCAUUAUGUUAACCGGCAGCAGUUGGUCCCUAGUUCGACCGCCAUUAUCCCUCAUGUUGAUGUAAACCAUUCGUUAGUGGAUAUCGAUGACAAUAUUUCAAAGAAUACUAAUAAUGUCCCAAUUAGUCAUGCUCCGCCUCUCUUGAAUAGUAGUUUCAUGAGUCAUGAACCUCCAAUCCCCGAAUAUCAAGUUAGACCAUCAAAUGAUCAAGAAGUUAUUAAUCAAGCGACCACUCCAUUAAUUUCUCAUUUUACACCUCUCUCUGACGGAAGACUCAGUUACCCUCCCCUACCUCAAUCACCUCCACGACGCACUAACAACUCUAAUAAGCCUGAUAAACCUUCGGGUUAUUCACAGGCGAAACAUACCAUCUUUAUAGCAUGGACCGGUUCAAUGACACUGGAUGGAUUAAAGUCUUUGUUUAGAACUGAAGAUGUCGAUGACAUUCGAUUUCUACCAAAUAAACAAUUCGCCCAUGUUGAUUUAAAGACAGAAGCGGGGUUGAAGAGGGCCUUGGAACUUAAUGAUCAA
Messenger RNA from Scutellospora calospora, 828 nucleotides. Lineage: Eukaryota; Fungi; Glomeromycota; Glomeromycetes; Diversisporales; Gigasporaceae. The record is from the annotation of a GenBank genome assembly.